Physella acuta is the source of this 321-nucleotide messenger RNA. RefSeq names its product germ cell nuclear acidic protein-like. The record is from RefSeq and is a predicted model, not a curated record. NCBI's taxonomy places the organism in Eukaryota, Metazoa, Mollusca, Gastropoda, Physidae.
AUGCCAGAAAGUCAGGUGCCGGGUAGUCAAGUACCGGACAGUCAGGUGCCGGGAAGUCAAGUGCCGGACAGUCAAGUGCCGGAUAGUCAGAUGCCGGAAAGUCAGGUGCCGGGUAGUCAAGUACCGGACAGUCAGGUGCCGGGAAGUCAAGUGCCGGAUAGUCAGAUGCCGGAAAGUCAGGUGCCGAGUAGUCAAGUACCGGAUAGUCAAGUGCCGGAUAGUCAGGUGCCGGACAGUCAGGUUCUAGAAAGUCAGGUGCCGGAUAGUCAGGUGCCGGACAGUCAGGUGCAGGAAAGUCAAGUGCCGGACAGUCAGGUGCCG